GAAUCAUUAGAGGAUAAUCGAAACUUCUGUGACUGAGCUGAUCCAGAAACGAAAAUGGCCCGCCAUUGGCAAAAAUCUACAUCAAAUUCAUUGAGGGUCACCGACUGCCUCCGCCUGUCGACCCCCGUUUCGACCCCUCCAACGCGCUACCAUCCUCAGUCGCCGACGAGGCAGCGGCGUUAGCCUCACCCGAUCGCCACCCCUUUCAUUCCCCACCCUGAGCCGGGGGGAUGGUGCGGCGCGACACCUCCACCAUGCUAGUGUACAGUUUGUCCGGGGAGGGGGGCGCCGAAAUCGUGCUGACCUUGAGAUCGUUGACCCAGGCGGGCAUCAUUUUCGUAAUGGCCUUGGCUAUUAUCAUUACCAACGUGCUCAUCAUAGCCACCUUGCUCAAUUUCAGAGGUCCUUCGGAGGUGAUCAACUGCUACCUGCUCUCCCUGGCCGUGGCCGAUCUGCUGUGCGGCCUCCUGGUGGUGCCUCUCUCUGUGUAUCCGGCUGUAGUCGGCGAUUGGGUGUACGGCGACGUGUUGUGCCGCGUGGUAGGCUAUCUGGAGGUCACCCUGUGGGCAGUCACCGUGUACACGUUCAUGUGGAUCAGCGUGGACAGGUAUUUGGCGGCCAGGAAGCCGCUCAGAUACGAGACGCUGCAAACGAAGACGAGGUGCCAAUGCUGGAUGGCCUUCACCUGGAUCUCGGCCGCCAUGCUAUGCUGCCCCCCACUCCUCGGCUUCUCCAAGCCCGUCGUCGACAAAGAAGCCUUCAUCUGCAUGCUCGACUGGGGCAGCAUGGCCGCCUACUCAGUCACUCUCUCCAUCCUGGUGCUAGGCCCCAGCGUCAUUACCAUCGUCUACACCUACUCGUACAUCUUCGGGAUGCUUCGGAAGAUUCGCAGCGGCGAGCCGUUCCACGAUAAAGAAUAUGCUUCCGCGUUGGCGGAGAACUUAUCGAAUCCGAGUCACAUGAUGUCGUUCGCUUUGGUAGUGACGUUCGUGUUCUCGUGGACGCCUUAUAUUGCUGUCAAGUUGUACGAGCAUUUUACAGCGCCCAUCGAGAAUGAACAGAAUAUCAACUUAUCGUCACUCGUCAUUCCAGCUGUUGCACUUCGGCAUCGUGUGGUUGGGCUUCCUGAACAGCUUCUGGAAGUCCAUCAUCCUGAUGACGAUGAGCCCGCAAUUCCGGCUGGCUCUGCGCAUCUUCUGCAUGACGAUCUGCUGUCGUUACAAGGGCCGCAUGCAGGCCGAGCUGAUCGGCAUGGAGUCGGACGACUGACUGGCAGGUCGGCCGCCCCACCUGUUGCUGCCCCACCUGUUGCUGCCCGACCUGUUGCCCGCGCGCUGGGCCGACCUGCUGCCCGCCUGGUUCCCCUUCACGGGCAUCGCGCUGAGAGACUUGGAGUAUUUCAUAGGUAA
Phaedon cochleariae (mustard beetle) is the source of this 1409-nucleotide messenger RNA. NCBI's taxonomy places the organism in Eukaryota, Metazoa, Arthropoda, Insecta, Coleoptera, Chrysomelidae. The record is from the annotation of a GenBank genome assembly.